Molecule: messenger RNA, 2421 nt
Organism: Didymosphaeria variabile
Lineage: Eukaryota; Fungi; Ascomycota; Dothideomycetes; Pleosporales; Didymosphaeriaceae
Exons: 1
Coding region: 1-2421 (806 amino acids)
Biological process (GO): chromatin remodeling
Cellular component (GO): cytoplasm
Source: RefSeq, a predicted model, not a curated record
AUGGAGCGUCAGCAGAUCUUUGCACAGGUCAGCACAAGUUUUGAACUUGUACAGAGCUCGACUAACGUUCCGCAGCUGAAGCAACCAUGCAUCGAGCUGUUGCAGGUCACAGCCACCCUCGCUCAAAGGCCAGAUGGACGUAAAGAUCUUGUCCAAAAUUUGUCCAAACUGCUCAACGCUCUUGAGGCGCUGAGUGUUAAGCCAGACGCGAUAGACUCAAGACUGUCCGAAUAUGUCUUUGUACCAAUAUCCCAAGUCCUAAGAAUCUCCCGCACAGUACCUGUCCGUGCGUUGGAACUCUGCCUGCAAUGCAUCUCGAUCCUUCUUCGAACAGGAUGGGGAGGAUCCCUGGCCCCGGAGCUAUCAGGACAGCUACUCAUCCUAUUUACGUUCAUGGCUAAACCGUCCUCUACCGAUAGUGGUGUCGCAGGAUCAUCGGAAGAGCUGCAAUCUUUGGCCCUCAGAUGCACCACUGAGCUCUUCACUGAAUCUUCCCGGACUAUCAAGGGCAAGCAGCAGCUUGCUGCAACGUCGAAUAUUCCCGCCUUAGGAGAAUCAGUAUUAGUGAUGCUAGAUAGCCUCACUGAUAGCAAGUCCAACAGCGUGCAGCUCCAGGCCAUUGCUGCAACAUCAGCCCUAGUCGCUGCAGUCGACGACCUAGACGCUCUUGCCAGCUUUCUCCCAAGGAUAGUAUCAUCGCUUACAAAGGUCUUGACCAGCAGCAGCUCUAACCGUGCAAGUUUCCGUGUGCUUGAGCGUGGCCUCGACGUCAUGUCGGUCCUUUUCCUACGUCUACUGGGCGACCAAGCAACCAACGAUCUGCCCAAAUCAUUACCCGAAGCUUCACAGAAUGGCAGCAAGACCUUACGAUCGGUUUCAUGGCUACAGGCGACCGCUUCUCAGAUCAAGAUUGCUCUCGGCAAUGUAUUGAAACUGCGAAAUCACGAUAAGUCUGAGGUGCGGCAAGCUCUACUUAGACUCUGCACUACCAUCGUACAAGAGUGCCGGAUCUCUCUUGCAGAUUGCGUCAUUAUGGCUGUGGAGACGAUGGUCAUACUGGCAGGGCGUGGGGGCUCACUUGAUACGACUGAGAGAGACUUGAAGAUGAUGCUCUUCACUGAUGUCAAGCUUUCUGAUCUCCUAAAAGAGAGUCUACAUGGUUGGAUAAUAUCCUUGCCUAGGCUGAUGCAAUCCAAAGACGACGCCGGGCGGCGCCAAGUGAUUCACCAAAUCUCCACUACGCUGCGGCUGUUUGAUGAAGACCAGGUCCUCGUAGACGAUCUGCUCGCAGACAAUCUUCGAGACGGCGUGUCGGCUGUCUUCAACGAUUCCAAAAGCGGAGAAGCCAUAAGAGAAGCAGCACCAAUUAUCUCUUUCGAUCAACAGCUGGCUCCUGGGACGGCUGCUUCAGCAACAUUCCCACCUCUUCAGUUUCGUUUGAAAGGGCAGGACGACAUGGUGAAGGAGUUCAGAGUAUUACUUAGCGAACUCGCCAAGUCCAACUCUGCCGUUACAAUCACCCAAGAGCUCGUCAACGUCUUGGAUGUUGGAACGCAAGAGAGCCGAUUAUCAUCAUUUUGGAUCUCUGUCAAUCUGCUCAGAGAUACCUUGCAUUUUAAACCCUCUUUAGACGACUUUGUGGACUUCGGUGGCUCAAACGCUCAGGAAGAGCUUCUUGAUGACCUGUAUUCACACGCAUUAACGGUCCUCAGUCCGCAGAAUACCACCUCGAGUCAUCACUGGCACUUUCAAGCGCUUGCAUUGGAAGUCUUUGCGUUACAAGCAGCACGUUACAAGACCGGGUUCCAAGCCGAACUGACAGAAACAUUGUAUCCUGUGCUGCACUGCCUGGGUAGCUCCAACGCUGAGCUUCGAAAUCAUGCAAUCACAUGCCUCAACAUAAUCGCCGAAUCAUGUGGGUACGAGAGUGCCGGCGAGUUGGUCAUCUCAAAUGUGGACUACAUCGUUAACGCUGUUGGCCUCCGUCUCAGCUACGGAGACGUCUCGCCACAAGCACCCCAGGUCCUCCUCAUGAUGAUGCGCCUAUGCGGUCCAUCGCUUCUUCCAUACCUGGAUGACCUUGUAGGAAGCAUAUUUGGCGCUUUAGAGAGAUACCACGGCUAUCCAAGUUUGGUUGAGCUGCUUUUCUCUGUCCUGAAAGGUAUGGCCGAGGAAGGAGUAAAGGCACCGCAGUUGGCUAUCACGUCGUCCGCUGUGCAGAAAUUCGAGGAACCCGAAAUCCCAGAUAUCCUCCAGCAGCUCAAGGAUCUCGAACGCCGCACCCACGAGCAAGCUCAAGAGCUGGAAGAGCUACCACGGGGCGCCUUCCCACAAAGACCAUGGAAGGACCUUUCCCCAGAGACCUUCAUCGACCCCUCCACGCCCUCAGAAGAGUCAUCUCAACCGGAGGAACCCCCCUAA